This is a messenger RNA of Elaeis guineensis (African oil palm), 780 nucleotides long. Its product is annotated as GPI-anchored protein LLG1. The record is from RefSeq and is a predicted model, not a curated record. NCBI's taxonomy places the organism in Eukaryota, Viridiplantae, Streptophyta, Magnoliopsida, Arecales, Arecaceae.
UUUCGCUUAUAUUGGCGUUUUCUUCUCUCACCUCCUCUUCUCCUCCGCCUUCUUCUCCUACCCUCUUAUCUCCUUUUGGUUAUGAAAUUGGAAGCAAAGGAGGAUGAGAAACUCUAGAAGGGUAUAAAAGGUUUUUUUUUUUUAUUUUAUUUUUUUUUUAAUUUUCAGAUAGAUUGGCGGCCAAGAGAGAUGGCCUCAAAUCAGAGCAUCUCAGUGUCGGUGAUUGUGUUCUUCCUCUUGGCUGUAUUCUCUACUGUUACCGCCACCACCUUCAUUGCAGGGGACGUGCUCCAAUCUCACGGACCCACUGGCCGAAAUCUUUUGCAGGCCAAAAAGAAAUGCGAGAUAAACUUUGAGUCUAUGAACUACACUAUCAUCACGAGCCAGUGCAAGGGACCGCAGUACAAUGCUAACUUCUGCUGCUCGGCUUUAAAGGAAUUCGCAUGCCCGCAUGCAGAGUCUUUGAACGAUCUCAGCAGUGAUUGUGCAUCAACCAUGUUCAGCUACAUAAAUCUCUACGGCAAGUACCCUCCAGGCUUGUUUGCCCAUGAAUGCAGGGAAGGGAAGGAAGGGCUUGUCUGCCCCGCUGAGCCUCCAAACUCUGGUGAUGCCAACCACAUUGGUCAGGGCUUCUCCCAUCACGCACUCGUCCUAUCUGGGUUCUUCGUAGCCUUCCUCCUCGGCUGAACGUUCCGCAAGCUGCAAGCGCCUGCGUGCAGGGCCGGUCCUGAUAUUUUUUAGACCUGGAGUCAAAUAAAAAAAAAAAUUUAUUAAAAAUUA